GCAGCCUCUGCCAACUCCCUCAUUUAUUAAUCCCUUUCCCUAACUUUAUAUUUCUGUAGAUUAAUAACUCUCUCUCUCUCUCUCUAUAUAUAUAUAUAUAUAUCUUAUCGAUCAUGCACACUACUAUAGAGUAUAGACUAGAUCUAGAGAGAGAGAGUAGAGAGUGGAGAAGGAGAAAGAGAGGUACGUAGAAUGGAUGAUGACACGAUCACGCAUCGGACGAUGGAGGUGAACGGGAUCAAGAUGCACGUGGCGGAGAAGGGGGAGGGUGCGGUGGUGCUGCUGCUGCACGGAUUCCCUGAGCUUUGGUACUCGUGGCGGCACCAGAUCGUCUCCCUCGCCGCCCGCGGCUUCCGCGCCGUCGCCCCCGACCUCCGUGGCUUCGGCGGCACCGACGCUCCGCUCUCCGCCGCCUCCUACACCAUGCUCCACGUCGUCGGCGAUAUCGUCGCACUCAUCCACGCCCUCGGUCAAGAUAAGGUGUUUGUGGUGGGUCACGACUGGGGGGCGAUGGUGGCGUGGAGCCUGUGCAUGUUUCGGCCGGACAAGGUGACGGCGCUGGUGAACCUCAGCGUGGCUUUCCAGCCGCGGAGUCCGCACCUGAAGCCGCUAGAGGUGUUAAGGGCCAUCUACGGCGACGACUACUACAUAUGCGCAUUUCAGGAUCCGGAACGAUCCGAAGCCGAAUUCGCUCGCAUUAACACCGGGUUGCUGCUGAAGAAAUUCUUCACAUACCGCGAUCCACUCCCGGUUAUUGUGCCAAGAGGAAACGGAUUUGGAUCGCUCCCUGAUAAGGAAAUUGUGCUUCCACCUUGGCUCUCGGAAGAGGACAUCAACUACUACGCGAGCAAAUUCGAGAAAUCCGGCUUCACCGGAGGAUUGAACUACUACCGCGCUCUGGACUCGACCUGGGAGCUCACGGCGCCGUGGACGGGAGUGGAGAUCAGAGUACCAGCCAAGUUUAUUGUGGGGGAUCAGGAUUUAACGUACCAUAUCCCAGGUGCUAAGGAGUACAUACACGAGGGUGGGUUCAAGAGAGAUGUCCCCCUCUUACAAGAGGUUGUUAUCAUGGUAGGAGUGGGCCAUUUCAUCAACCAGGAGAAGCCACAGGAGAUUGCUGAUCACAUCUACGAGUUCAUCAAAAAGUUUUGAUUGUGUAAUGUACCUAGCUAAUUUUAUUAGGUGUAGUAGUAAGUGGUUUUAGGAAUAAAUUUAAGCAGCUGGCGAAACUAUUAAAUUAUUUGAAACAAUAGUUCGCUAGUAGUUUAUGUUAUUGGAGUGCAACUACUGUUUCAUAUAAUUUAUCAGAAACUAACUAUUUUUAUGA
This is a messenger RNA of Ananas comosus (pineapple), 1327 nucleotides long. RefSeq names its product epoxide hydrolase A-like. Bases 193 to 1152 code for a protein of 319 amino acids. The record is from RefSeq and is a predicted model, not a curated record. The transcript has 4 exons. Gene Ontology annotation, molecular function: hydrolase activity. Lineage: Eukaryota; Viridiplantae; Streptophyta; Magnoliopsida; Poales; Bromeliaceae.